AUGUUCCCCAAGUCCCUGGCAGCCGGACUACGGGGUUCCUCGCUCGGCCUGCUCGCAGUGCUGGGCGCAUCCCUCGUCCUCAACUUGGGCGCUCUCGUCUUCUCCCUCAACAUAUUGAGGCGAGGAACGCGGCAAUACACAUACCUCGCUGGCGACCGACCUCGGGAGCUUCCCAUCAAGGUCCGCACCAUCCAGGCAGCCUUCCGCGACGACCCCUCCCACUAUGGGAUGGAAGGCAUCACGGCCACGGCUGAAUGGAAUGCAAUUCGCCCACCCGGAAAGGGUUUCGCUUUUCUCGGGGAAGAGCGCUUGGCAUUUGACGUGUCAAUGUGGCACCAGUUGCACUGCCUUAACCAUAUACGCGCGGUACUCGUCAACGGGGACGAUGGGUCGGACCAUACCGGGCACUGCUUUCAUUAUCUACGGCAAGGCAUUCUCUGUGCCGCCGACACAACGCUGGAGUCGGGCGGUACAAGCAUGACAUUGGCAAAUGGGGACAAAGUUGCUCCCGGCGUAGGAACUGUGCAUACCUGCCGGGACUGGAGGCAGGUCUAUGAUUGGAUGGAGAGUCAACAUAAGGAAUGGACGCCUGAAAUGUACGAGAGAUAUAAGGAAAGCAGCAAAUGA
Beauveria bassiana ARSEF 2860 is the source of this 627-nucleotide messenger RNA. RefSeq lists its product as uncharacterized. Gene Ontology annotation, biological process: mycotoxin biosynthetic process. The record is from RefSeq and is a predicted model, not a curated record. NCBI's taxonomy places the organism in Eukaryota, Fungi, Ascomycota, Sordariomycetes, Hypocreales, Cordycipitaceae. The coding region runs from base 1 to 627 and encodes 208 amino acids. The transcript has 2 exons.